CAUUUAGCUGGCACACUCCUGUCGAUCUGAGCCUGAGCACACAUCUGUCAGUUGGUUGUCAAAAUUGAAUACGAGGAGGAGUGUGUGAAAAACGAAAAAAGUCUAUACUUCGUAUUGUGUGUCCACUGUAGCAGGCCUUCGACGGGAAAAGGCAAAAAAAGUUUCCAAAUACUGGCCUACGGAUGGCCAAUUUCUAAACGCCGAAGUGCAGUGCUAUCUUUCGCCGUGGAAUUGAGACACUGUGUACCGAUUUGGCGAUGAAUUUUUUUGCGAGUCUCAAUUUGAUUGGUCAGGAUUCGUCUCGUGAAGAUUUUUCUGCUCACCAUCACACAUAGUGCCACCAGAAGACAUAGGGUGGAACAUCAACAGUAGACUUUAAUGGUGUAGAAUAGGUCUGUUGUUUACGAGUUAAAUUUUCAAUUGCUAAUGCAUACAUAGGCAGUGCAAAAGUUCAGAAUAAAAUUGCACUUGCUGUGCUCAAGAAAAGUGGACAUGCAUUGAGAAUUAGAAAUAUGCAAAGGUUUAAUUGUUGACUUUUCACCCUAAGCAGCGAAAGAUGUGAAUUGCAUUGACGGCCAGCAGCAUUUAAAAGCAGCCAGAAGGAAGAGGCUCAGAGAGCUUUGCUUGUGUGCAAAAGAGGACGUCUCUCGCCAGUUCAGUUCUGUCGUGUGGUCGUAAAAUCUACAUUGCUAGGAAGGUUUUUUUUUUCACUUUUUCUUUUCCGAAAAACAAGAAACGUGAACUGCUUCUAAUACAUCGAGACGGACAGUGAAAAUUUAGUGACCUCCGUCAGAUCGGAGAUUGAACUUUUCUAUCUUUUUUUUUAAUUGCAUUGAAAAAGUGUCGCUUUGUGUCGUCGUUCAAUAGCAGAAGCAUUCGGAGAGCACAACUCGCCUUUCAUUGUUUAUCAAAAGUUACAGACGCUGAAUCGACGGAUGCCGUUUCAUUGUACAGUUAUUUGACUCCUAUAGAACAGUUCUCAAGGCUGUACAUUGUAUUGUGAAUGUAUAAAUCAAUAGAAUACCUGUAUAAACCACAAUGCAAAGUUUGGAACCUGCAUCAUGUCAAGAAGCUGAUUACAUGUUGAACGAUGCUUACUGUAAGCUAAGAAAAUCUCCCUCACGACAGCAGACGUUGCUAAUCGAUCCACCGCCGCAGUAUCCAAGUCUACCUAGUCCUAUUCUGAAUGACAGCACGCCGCUGUUCAAUACCAGCAGCAGCAGUAGCGCCACCAGCCCGCUGCCGUCAUCAUCCUCGUAUGCCACGCUGAGCGGCAUACAGUCUACUUCCCCGCCGGCAACGCUUCUAGCGACCUCUUCUUCGUCGUUAUCGUCCUCAUGCCACGGUCCCGGCAGCAGCGGGUCGGUUUCGCAUCUGUCGUAUAAGUCCGUUGGAGGUUCGGUUAACAAUUUGUCACUCAGCAAUCACCAUCAUCAUCACAUCGAUAAGAGGGGAGCGACUGAUUCCGGCUACAUCAGUAGCUCCCCGUCGAAAAAGUCGAAACUAUCUUCCUUAGCCGGAUCUCUAUCGUCAUCGGUAUCUGCAGGGUCUUCGUCAAUCAACAGUUCUUCCACGGGCGCUAGUAAUUAUGCCGGUCAUUAUCAUGGAGCAGGCAGCAGCAACAGCAGUGGUGGCAGCAGCCAUCCUUACGGCUCGGCUGCUUCUCCUUCGUCUGCUAGUCUUGGAAUUGUCGCCGGAUCAUCGUCGUCGAUUGGUGGAAGCUCCAACGCUUCCGGCAAAUUCAACAUCCAUGACAAACUUAGGGAAUUGUUUCUUGAAUUACUAGCUGAGGACAAUACUGAAACUAAUAGGCUUAACUUAAGGAAUACGUCUUUUCUGUUGGAGAAGUUGGUGUUACGAGAAAAUCUCAACACCUUGAUCCUAAAUCUCUAUCCCGGCAAUAAAGGAUAUUCAUUAGCAUUUAGAAGAGGAACUGAGCAAUCAAGUGAUGGAGGGCGAAAUAUCUCAAAAAGUGGUGCUAUACAGUCGGAGCGUGCCGGGUCACCUUUGCCAGGCUUCGCAACGCUUGACAUUAACUCAGAACAACUCCAGGAGACGAUCCGAUGGCCGUACGAGGAGGAAGAGCUCCUGGAAUGCAUCGAUCGGGAGGAGCUUCCGCUCGUUCUAGUUGAUAUGUUCGAGACUAAGUGUCCUGGGCUGUUUUACUCGGGUUGUGUGAUUGCUGAGAUUCGGGACUAUCGGCAGUCAUUUCCGAUAUUUACCUGUGAUACGUACCACGUGCUGUUGAAACCAACGAAUCAAACCUUGCUGGCCGACGUUAAUCUGCUUACGGCGGAAGGUGAUUGGAGUCCAGAAGAAAAGCUUGCGCUGGAGAGUCAGCUGGUUUUGGCGACAGCCGAGCCACUCUGUUUAGACCCAAAUCCCGAGGUGGGCAUAAUGGCCAUUAACCAGCAGCAUCGACGUCACAUUUUCAACACGACACCGAUUCGACGGCAGGCGAAGAAAUUCUCCCAAGUCGCCAUCAACCGGAAAAGGAAAACAGAUCAGUUUACUCAUAGUUUUGGUUUGGAAUUGAGCGAUUUUAUGACAAAGUACAGAGCUAAACCACGCCAGUACGCGGCUACCAAGCGCAGUGUAGUGAGUUUCACACUGCCGAAAAAGCCGUCAGAUGUAAGCUCAACGGUUCGGGUACCUAAUUUGGAGUUACCGGAGCUGUCGGUCCCGUCAGAGGUGAAUGUGGAGAAAUUUGCUCGCAAAUACGAUGGGCCAAAGGAAAGCCGUGAUUGCAUUCCACAGCUUAUCGAAGAGUACAUCCUGGAAACGGACCGAGUAGUUAGCCGGGGAGAUACGCGGACUUACCAUAUUAAACUAUCGAUAUUUCAACGACCUUCCAAUUCAGAGUAUCUGGGAGAACUCUACGUCGAUAGGGAUUAUCGAGAAAACGAGCGGAAUGGCGAGGCAUGUCAGUUUACGCUGGGCACCCGAGCGCAUGCACAUCGAUACAUACAACAAUUUACCGAAAUAUUCACCGAAGAAGGAAGAAAGUCAGUCAAAAUUACUCAUCUCGUACCAGGGCAAAUGCCAAAGGUGCUGCAUACUGCUGGCAUGCGAGAGCAAAGCGUCCAACAACAACAGCAGCAACAGCAACAACAACAGCAGCAGCAGCACCAGCAAAUUCAGCAACAACAAGCAAUUCAACAGCAACAGCAGGCUCACAUACAACAGCAAGCUCAUAUUCAGCAGCAAAUUUCCCAAAUUCAGCAGCAGCUUCAGUCUCAUCCUACGCAUGCUCUGAUGCGAUUGCAAGCCACCAACCCGACACUGGUGUCUCAGAUAGCAUCUGCAGGUGGUAAUAUAACGAUCAAUGCUACAAAUCCCAGUACGCUUCCAGGUAAUCAGCAGCAGCAGCAACAACAAACACAGGUUAUUCAGCAACAGCAUCCGCAAAUCAUUACCGCUGGUCCGUCCACUAACAUAAUCACAAUCGGAGGGGCAACGCUUCAGCAGCAUCCACAACAACAGCAAAUUCACAUACAGCAGCAACAGCUGCCAAACCAACAUCAGCAGCAAUUGCAGCAAAUAUUCACCACCUGUGAUACUUCUACCAACUCUGCCCAACAGCAGCAGCAGCAGCAAUCAAUUGGCACUACAGUCACUCUGCAGCAAUCACAGACGCAGCAACAACAACAGCAGCAGCAGGUGCAACAAAUCCACGCUCAAUCGCAUCAACCGCAACAGCAAACAUUAAGUCUCAGUAACGGUUCACUUCUGCUAGUUCAGCCAACAGGUCAAAUAUCUAACUUGACGGCGACUUCCAACCAUCAAACGGGUUCUGCCGGAAACACGACGCAAAGUAUUCAAGGUUUUACUUUUACCUCAUCUCCCCAAACUGCCACUAUAAUCAACCAAGGUGUAGCAACCGGUACUACGAGCACUACUGCGAAUCGUGUCCCACUGCUCGUAAGGCUUGAAAACAAAGCCUCCCAGCAACUACAGCAACAGCAGCAACAACAACAGCAGCAGCAGCAACAACAGCAACAAACUCAGCAUGUUCAAUCUCAGCAGCAAAAUCAAAGCACUACAACCACCAUUCAUACGAACAAUCCGGAAAUCAAUGCAAUUGCCCUUAGUAUAAUGAAUUCUGCCAAUCAAUUCCGCCAACAGCAGCAGCAGCAACAACAACAACAGCAGCAGCAGCAACAACAACAGCAACAGCAGCAACAACAACAACAACAGCAUGCAGUAAAGUCAAACUCUAAUGCUGCUAUAAUAAGUUUGCUUAACAGUGCUCCCGCCGCUAUGACCAACUCGUCUGUGCUCAGCAGUAGUCUUACGAUUCCAGUCGGUAAAGCUGGAUCUGAUUUACACCAGCAACAAACAAAUCAACAGCAGCAGCAACAACAACAACAACAGCAGCAACAGCAUACGGUACACCAUCAUCAGGUGACGGGAACUACGACGAUAUCUGGCAGCGCAGCUGCAGCUCUAUUCAACAGCGUUGGUGGGCGUAAAAUUCAAAUCCAACAGACGAGCGGUGGUCAACGAAUAUUGAACCACGCCAAUCUAAUCGCGGUUAGCAGUAAUCCCUCCAACGGCGGAAUGGGACAAACGCAGCUGAUUAACAUCCAAUCGGCGCCCUCGGCUUCAGCAGGUGGAGGUGACCAACAGCAGGCGCAACCACAACAGCAACAGCAAAUCCAGCAACAGGUUCAACCUUCCAGUAUCCGAGUUACAAUGUCCGCACUGGCGUCACAGUUGGCCUCACCGCCAGCUAUUCUUACUACUUCAAAUUUACCGCAAAGUUUCAACGUUGUAGCAGCCACUGGUAAUGCUUCCGCACAGAGUUUCAACAACGCAAAUAACAACGCUACCAGCAAAUUAAUCAUCAAUAGUACAAACCAGCGAAUACUGAACAUCAACACAAACAGCGCUAACAAUUCUUCAGCAGCUGCGGCUGUUGCUGCCGCGCUAGGAGGUGCUAUUAGGCGUGUCAACAGUGCCGGCAGUGAUGGUAGUGGGAGUAUUCAGUUGCAAAUUCAGGGCGCAGAUGGUAUUCGUCGAAUAACAACUGGUAGUGGUGGUGGAAACGAUAUUCAGCUUCAAAUCCAAGGAAUUUCGUCACCUGGUUCAGAUCAUUCGAAUGCUUCCUCUUCGGCGUCCAUGAAUACUGCUGCUAGUGGGACUUUGACUGGAAGCGGAUCGGCAACAACAGCGACCGGUUCGACUGGUAACAUUAUAUUUAACAACAUGUCUGGCCUAAGCGCUCUGCUGGCAACAACCACCUCACCCUCUCCUCAGCAAACGGCUGCUAAUGCUGCCGCUGUCGCUACGGUGGACAACAGUUCGACACUCACCUCCAAUCUAGGCAGUAACAGUAGCAGUAGCAACAAUAGUAAUAAUAAUUCAGCAUUAAUCGAAAGACUGACUUCAUCUAGUAAUAUAAACCUAACCAAUAACCUAUCAACUGCGAGCCCUGGGCUGCAGUUUACGAUACCAUCGCCGAAGACGCCCCAGCAACAGCAAUCUCAGCAGCAGCACUUGCAAAUACAGUCACCAUCAUCUUCGAUAUCGCCACUUUCUAGUCCUCCGCCGUCGGUGACACUUCACCCGCAACAGCAGCAGCAACAACAACAACAGCAGCAAAUUCAGACGCAGCAAACAGUUCAGCAGCAGCAGCAACAACAUCAGCAGGUACAGCAUCACCAUCAGCCCCAGCAAACGACCGUCAACCUGCAGGGACUAAACUUUGCUAGCCUGCAUGGUGCAAUGGCGUCGAUCCCGGGGCUGCAGAACGUUCAAGUUCAAAUACCAGGUUUAGCGCAGCCAAUUUCGUUGUCCCUCUCUUCCGCCCCAUCGGCUAGUGCAACAAGUGUUUUGAAUGCAUCCAACAAUAACUCCGCUAGUGGCGCUGCCGGUCACCAUCAGACCACCAGUCUGUUGGUGUCUGUUCCAGUAUCCAGUGCUGGUGGAAACAACGCUGCCCAGUUGAGUGCACUGAACGCGGCUGCUGGAAACACGGGAGUGGCGGGUUCCACCGGAGGUACCACGGUCGGUGGAACCAAUAUUCUUAGUGCAAACUCCCAAGGCACGACCCAAACGGUGGUGCUUGCCAACCCACAAACCAGCGGUGGGGGAUCUAGUCUGCUCUCUUUGCCCAUUGCUCAAAUUGUCACCUCCGGUAUGAAAGGUCUGAACCAGCAAAGCUUACGGGCUGGAACGCCUCUUACAGUCAAUGCUGGUCAACCAGGACAGCAGAUACAACUGCUCAACAUUAGUCAACGGCCACGUAGUGGCCAACUUCCAGUCGUGACAUCCGUCAGUACGCCAAUCACCGCCAAACAGAUUGCAGCUCGUGUUGCGCAACAGAGAGCUAUGCCCGGUUCGACGCUAAAAAUAGCAACACCUAUUUCAGCCUCACAUCACGCUCAACAGUUGGGCCAAACGCUAAAUGUGACAACCAGUGCUGCUCCGAACCAGCUGGUCAUGACUACUAAACAACUUCAGCUGAAACUUCAACAACAGCAUCUCCAACAGCAGCAACAUCAUCAACAGGUUCAACCGCCGCAGAUAAUAGCCACUUCCAAUCAACCCGCCACAACACAGAUUCACAUACAACAGCAUCAGCAGCUCGCGCAGGCUCAACAACACCUGCAACAGCAACAGCAGCAGCAACAACAGACGCAGCAAAUUAGUAUAAUAAAUAGCAGCGUUGUUUCACCGCUUCCUCUGCCUACUAUUACACCACCACCGCCGCCGGCUCCACAAUCUACCGCGCACCAUCAGAGUGUGGUCAAUGCAUUAGCAGGUAAAAACCGACGGAGAUCCGCGGCCGACAUGAAUAAGUAAGCCCCAAUCUUAAUAACUCUCUGCGCUAACUUGCAACAACCACGCGAAGCACACGUACAUAUACACACCCACACACACAUACAGGCUUAAACUAUCAUCACUACGAACCGCAGCCUUUUUAGUCAUUUUAGAUUUAAGAACAAAUUAGCAAAGUCUCUCCAUGUUGCAAAUGCGAGAGUGACCGUCGUUAUCCGAGCAGCAGUUUAUUUGAUCGAGGAAUAAACAAUUUUUUUUAUUUAUAAACUCACAGGAAUUUUUUAGAACCGUCCGGGUAAUAUGAAGAAUGUCACAUUUCUUGGCCGACGAGAGCGAAGUAAUCUUUCGCGACAUUUAUUGGUUUGGUUUUUGCGAUGCAAUAAGGUUGUUUGACGAGUUUUGUUGAUUGCGUGCUCACAAAAUACGGGAAAAGGAUGAAUUACCAGUUGUUUUUCGAUUUGAAACUAAAAGUGCAGUCUCGAUUUGAUGGAUAGAAUUAAACGCUAGAACUGUUGUGCUCAGAGUGAAGACUUAAUUUCAAAAAUGGCCACGGUGCUGGAGAAACAGGCGAAAUUGUGAUCUCAAUCCGAAGUUUCUUUUUUGACUCGAUGAGUGUGCAAUCAACACUGUAGAAAACUAGAGAUAGUUUGUAUUAACAGCAUAACCUUAAUCGAACAAUCGAAGAACCCCAAAACAAGCAAAAGUGAUAUGAUGUUUAUGUGAGUUCAAUGCAAAAUAAGCCGUUUCCAGACCCGGAAGUAGAGGGUGGCUUGGAGGCAUAUAAAAAUAAAAAUAAUUUUGUUAGGCAAGUAGUACUUCGACCAUAGGCCAAAAAGCAUGUAGGAAAAAAAAUAGGCUGAGCUGUUUGGCUGAAAAGAUACGCUUUCGUCGAUGGCUGCGAUGUGCUAAAAGGUUUUCAAAUUACUACAAUAACAAAAAUUGAACAGCAGAAAAAAAUAACAAUUAACCAUAAGACAAAAAUGCAUGCGAUUUGAGAUUCAAGAGAGGUAGAACAUCUUGUUCAGGUACCGUUGAGCGAAUACUCAUCCAUUACCAAGUAAUGCGAGGGGCGGGCCCUGGUAGCUGUAACGGAUCUUCAGGUGAACAUAAAAUGUACCUAUAGUCCCUAAUACAAAAUAAUAUCAUCCAUGGAUGAGAGACGCUUUUUGAGUUUGUUCUAAUUCUAAAAAAAAACUUAUUCAUUAAAAGUUUUUCUGUUGACGAUAUUUGAGUUAUAAUUAGGUAAAAAAUACACAAAAACCAGAGUGUUCAAAGCAGGAUAGAGAGGCGGAGCAAAUAUUUAAACUUGUUUGACUGUACAUUACUAAAAUUCUGUUAGGUAGUUCAAUCAGCACCUAUACUAGCUUUCUCAGUUUUUGAUUAUUACGUUGUUCUAAAAGUCAAGUGUCUGAAACCAGCAGAUCGACAGUCGCUUUCCGUUUUAACAUGUACAUUUCCUUUUUUUCUCUUCUUAAUAGUGUGUAUAUAACAUUUACGCAAAUAGUGUUUAGUUUUUAGAACACAUGCCGAAAAACAGUGAGCGAGGAACGUAAGCGGAACACAAAAAAACAUGGUUUUACACUUUGUUCAGCAGUUUAGUUUUGUUUUCAACUUUCGAGAUUGGAACUUUCUGAACGAUGAGCAAAAUAAAAGAAGUAAUCAAGAAACCAAUACAAUACAGAAUAAAAAUCAAAUCGAAACCAAUCGGCCAGUCGGGGUUCCAGUCUGACGAACCGUUUGUGGAAAACCAUA
Wyeomyia smithii (pitcher-plant mosquito) is the source of this 8535-nucleotide messenger RNA. RefSeq lists its product as uncharacterized. The transcript has 9 exons. Gene Ontology annotation, molecular function: transcription coregulator activity. The record is from RefSeq and is a predicted model, not a curated record. Lineage: Eukaryota; Metazoa; Arthropoda; Insecta; Diptera; Culicidae. The coding region runs from base 1039 to 6807 and encodes 1922 amino acids. Gene Ontology annotation, biological process: regulation of transcription by RNA polymerase II. Gene Ontology annotation, cellular component: SAGA complex.